UAUUUUAUUUACAAAGCGGUUUUACAAAAUAAAAUAUAAUUGUGUGAAAUACAGACGCACGCGCCCUCUCGCGGUGUUUAUGCGCGUGAGCUCAAAUAACGUUCGCGCUUUUCUACAAUAUCUGAAACAUCGAAAAACAUAUCCAAAACACUUACACGUUUUUAGAUAAGUUAAUUUUGUUAAUUUAAGCUGUCAAAAUACCCGUUACGCACUUAGGUAUCUGCGCCAUCUAGAGAAGGAGAAUGAAUGAGUUGGAGGACCAAGAGUACAGCUACAAAAGAGACUUAUCUGAAGGGUCUCUUGUUCCUUCACACCACACCCAUGAAAGUUCUAGAAUGGCCAAUCUCAUUAGUCAUGGGAUGCAUCCAGUACCGGUAUACUCCAGGAUGGAAGAAUCCCUGCGGGAGGACGACUACACCACGUACAGGAUUCUUCCACAGCUAACAUGUGAUCCUUUGCCUCCAGUAGCCCACUUCAGCUUAGCGUCCUAUCCUGAAUACUUACUGGCUCAGUCUAGCCAUUAUCAGCAUGCACUAGGCCAACCGUACAGCUCCUGGCCAUCCCAGGAGGCUUUUCAUUACGGCAUGUCAUCAGGAGAGAUCUGUCGAGCUGUCACCAGUAUCAGCUCUGAUGGUGCAGAUGUUUACAGUCUGGAGGGGUAUUCUACAGAUCAAGGAUUCAGACAUCAGGAUGGAAAUCAGCCUCAUGCUCUUCUUGUGCCACCUCAUGACCAGAAGCUUCCAGUUGAGAUGUCCAAUAUUUGUCAGAUGUUACAGCCGGUGCAGGUUGUGUGUGAUGUGACCGGUGGAGGGCAGGUCGUCGUGCUGAACCAUUGCAGUCCCGAUCAGAUUCCUCACUCUCUGAUGAUGGAUCUCAACACAGUGUCUCUGCCAAAACCAUCGGAGCAGAGCUGCUCUACUGAGGACCACUCACCUACUGGAAAAGCAUCAGAUGCCAGACAUUCGGAGAAGACCGCGUCCACUGGACUACCUCAGACCCACAAGACAUCUGCAGGUGUCACAUUCAACCUCGCGCCAGGACCUUAUGCUUCACAGCUUCAUCAGGCGCUUUGCCCUACUCAGACUGUAGAACUGGAAGAGGAAGGGCAGACCAAAGGACGUAGACGUGUGAAGUGGGAAAAAUCAAAGCGACCCUGCAACUGCACAAAAUCUCAGUGUCUGAAACUUUAUUGUGAAUGUUUUGCGAACGGAGAUGUCUGCAACAACUGCAAAUGCUUAAACUGCUACAAUAAUACUGAACAUAACUUGGAGAGAUCCCAGGCUAUAAAGGCCUGUCUGGACAGGAAUCCAGGGGCUUUUCGGCCUAAGAUUGGCAGUAGGAAACAGGGGAAUGUGAAGGGAUGUCACACAAAGGGCUGCAACUGCAAGCGUUCAGGCUGCCUGAAGAACUACUGCGAGUGUUACGAGGCCAAAAUCAUGUGCACGUCCACCUGUAAGUGUGUGGGCUGCCGAAACUAUGAGGAAAGUCCUUCGAAGAAGAGCUCUGAGCGGGACAGACCUGACUACAGCAUCUACUACCAAACCAGGAGUCCUCUGGCGUGCAUCACGCCCGAUGUAGUGGAAGCCACAUGCGGCUGUCUCCUCGCCCAGGCUGAAGAGGCAGAGAAGGAAGGGUACACUUCGGCUCAUGCUGAGAGAAUGAUUUUGGAGGAGUUCGGCCAGUGCCUGACGCAGAUUGUCCGCUCAAUAUUCAAAUCCACCAGCGUGCAAUUCAAUGAGUAGAUGGGGAACAAAUGCUCAGUGUUACGAUUGAUCCAGAUGUGCUUUGGUUACCAACAAGUGUUGUUUUCAUUUACUUCAACGUUAAGAGAUGCUAUGAAAAAUUCACAUCGUCAAGACUUUAAUGGCACUUUUUAUUUAUAUAUUAUUUAUUUUUUUACUAUUUAUUCAUUUAUUUAUUAAUCGUUCCUUUAUUUUAUUUUCCAUCGCACCACUUCACAUCUGCAGGAUUUUAAUGGAACAUUUUAUUUAUAUUUAAAUAUGUUAUCUAAAAAUUAUUUUUGUUACAGUAUUUAAAUUAUUCCAACCACGUUUUUAUUGGCAGUAUGUUGAUAUUAUUGUAUAUUAUAUUGUAUUUAUAACCAAAAAGCAAAAUCUUUGACAAAACCUUGCUUUUGAAGAAUUUGAACAGGAGCAAUGUUUACAUUGUUUUUUCCACAUUACCUGUUGCUUGUUCUGGAAUAUUUUAUCCUGUUUGGAAACUUGAUCUCAGUUCUUGCAUUACAAAUUUUGCGUGGCAUUUUCAUUUUGCCAUUUGCGGUUGUUUUUCUGUAAUGGAGCUGUCACUGUGUUUAUGCAUCAGUGACUGUUUUUCUGUGUCAGUAUUUAUUUAUUUAAAUAUAAAUGGUGUGUUACUUUGUGUG
Cyprinus carpio (common carp) is the source of this 2383-nucleotide messenger RNA. RefSeq names its product testis expressed metallothionein like protein (gene tesmin). NCBI's taxonomy places the organism in Eukaryota, Metazoa, Chordata, Actinopteri, Cypriniformes, Cyprinidae. Gene Ontology annotation, biological process: regulation of DNA-templated transcription. Gene Ontology annotation, cellular component: nucleus. The record is from RefSeq and is a predicted model, not a curated record.